CGACCACACAACUGCUGUGAUUAUUGACCUCUCAGUGACUGUACUGAAAUAUUGUAUUUGAAAACCAACUUGCAAGUUUGUAUCCCUAUCACGUCAAUGACGUCCCUCGCCAACCUCCCCGUUGAGGUGCUGCUAGAUCAGCUGAUAACCUUCCUUCCGCUCGCCGACCUUGCCCAUCUUGGCGCAACAAAUCGAUUCUUCCACGCGCUAUGCAAUGAUGACAUACUAUGGAAGCGCAAGUUAAUCGAGGACUUCAACUAUUCAAAGGUGAUGGAUGCGCGGACAAGCGGGUACAAAACUCUGUACAAAGGAAUGAAGCAGCCUAAGGUCUAUGUCUGGGGAUCCGUCGACAACGGUCGUUUGGGACUCUCGUCUGAAGAGCUUUAUAAGAGCGUGGUGCGCGCGUGCGGUGGUGUGCCUCGGCCUACAGAGCUGGAGUUGUUCGCUCGGAAGGGGAUACGCAUUGUGCAGCUUAGCGCGGGUGGAUGGUCGUUCCAUGCGCUGGACUCGACUGGAACGUUGUGGGUCUGGGGACAGCUGAAUGCAGAAGUCGCCGCGUUUCAGGGUGAUCCCUUCUCACACCCUGGGCGACGCGCCGUUGUACCCCACCGUCUCGUCUUUGCGGACGACAUCAAGUUCCGCAGCAUUUCCAGUGGUCGCAAUCACGCAUCGGCCCUUGAUUCACGGGGCAACGUCUGGACAAUUCGUUCCUGGGGCCGGCCAUAUCGAGUCAUUUCGUCACAGCUUUCGAGAGUGAUUCAGAUCUCAUGCGGCUGGGCCUUCAGCGCAGCACUAACAGAGGAUGGAGAAGUGCACGUGUGGUGGCCCAGAAGCGGUGAGUUUUCUCGCAUAGCCGAAGAAUAUGACGCCGCGCAUGGACCACCGGGAGAAACAGCGAGCCACCGAGAGGGUUUGAUCACUGCCGAGGCCUGGGAGCUCCGUGCAGAUCCUUUGGAGCUGCCGACGUUGGGAUCGAUUCAGGAUCCCAGGGGUGCAGCAGCAACCGAACCACUCAAGAUCGUCCAGAUCGCAUGUGGGAGAGACUUCGUGGUCGCUUUGACAAAUGCGAACCAAGUGCUGAAGAUCGACUUAGGCGGAGGUGAUGCCGCCGAUGGAUUCGAUAUGCUAAGGCAGAGCUUCAGACAUGGAAGGCGAUGGGAAUAUCUGCCCCUGUUCAGCGAGGCAAAACGAGUUGCGAUGCUGCCCGCAUUUCAAUCUGGUGCUGUCGCUGUAGCCGAGGACAUGCGCAUCACUCACGUCUCAGCUCAAUUCAAUACCUUUGUGGCCUACUCGACUGGAUCUACUUCUAUCGUACUCAUGGGAAACCAAAGCACUCAGCCUGACAUAUCCCCUACCGUGAUUCCGGCGCUGCAGCAUCGAGAUGUCAUCUCCGUCGUUCUGGGCGAUUACCAUCGUGCUGCUCUCACGGCGCAGGGUGAGCUCCUCACCUGGGGCUCAUUCUCUCAAGGUGCACUGGGUCUAGGAGAUCCAUAUACUCUCGAUCCUGGAACACCUGGAGGAUUCCGUACGUUUCGCGAUCGAGACUUGGCACAGCGUGUUCAUGGACCUCCGCCAGACGUGGAGGAGCCCACGAAAGUGAGCUUCCAUCACGGGCAAGAAGAUGCCAGCCCCACCUUCUGCUUCUCUGUUGUCGCGGCUGGGUGGCAUGUUGGGGCUUUAGUACUGGACUUAGAAGAAAAGAGAGCCGAACCGCCGCGUGAUGCCGUUCAUUCAUCCAUACCCCACGGCGGCGAGCCUCCCCUUGAACAUGACCCAGAAGAUCCUUCAAUCCCCGGGAGUUUCACUCGUUCUGGUGCCCCCGCCGGUUCGCUCGUGCGGGGUGGACUGCCUUAUACUGGUUCGCCGGUGGGCCAGCAUACGGCUGAUGGGAGGUUCGAGCCCCAAGAGCCAGACUUGACGCGUGCUAUGGGAUUGUAUGGGGUCAGGUUUGGGUAUGCGGCGCGAGGGAUGCUGAGGGGCUCGCAUCCGAGGGGAAAUUGAAUGAAGAUGCGGCGGUAUACCGACAAUGCAAUGAUGUAGAACUGAUUGUAAACUAUGCCUUUGUUGAUUGUAGUGCAGACUGAAUAUGCAA
Molecule: messenger RNA, 2092 nt
Organism: Dacryopinax primogenitus
Lineage: Eukaryota; Fungi; Basidiomycota; Dacrymycetes; Dacrymycetales; Dacrymycetaceae
Product: RCC1/BLIP-II
Exons: 4
Coding region: 97-2001 (634 amino acids)
Cellular component (GO): cytoplasm
Molecular function (GO): guanyl-nucleotide exchange factor activity; protein binding
Source: RefSeq, a predicted model, not a curated record